Molecule: messenger RNA, 1461 nt
Organism: Syzygium oleosum
Lineage: Eukaryota; Viridiplantae; Streptophyta; Magnoliopsida; Myrtales; Myrtaceae
Product: 1-aminocyclopropane-1-carboxylate oxidase homolog 12-like
Exons: 3
Coding region: 109-1242 (377 amino acids)
Source: RefSeq, a predicted model, not a curated record
AGCACUUGGUUGUCACGAAUAUCUUCGAAUAUCUCGUCUUGAAAAAUUUUGUCCUACUUUGCGUCGCUCGUUGCGCUGGUUCCGUGCUGGAGCUGGAAGAACAGAGUAAUGGCGACGGAGGUGAGGCUCAACUCCGAUGGUGUUUACGACCGGAGAGCCGAGCUGAAGUCCUUCGACGACACGAAGGCCGGCGUGAAGGGCCUGGCCGACGCCAAGCUGAUCCAUAUACCCCGAAUCUUCGUCCAACGCCAGCUCGAGCUCGAGCAUGACCGUGCCUCGGAACCACUAGGAUCGAGCCCGAGAGUUCCGGUCGUAGACUUCGGAGGCGUGGGCCGAAGCCGAAGCCGAAGCAGCCCCGGCGAGAGGAAGCGGACGGUCGACGUGGUCCGGGAGGCGUGCGAGACGUGGGGGUUCUUCCAGGCGGUGAACCACGGCGUGCCGGCAGCCCUCAUGGAGGAGAUGGUCGAAGGCGUCAGGAGGUUCCAUGAGCAGGACCUCGAGGCUAAGCGCGAGUGGUACUCGCGAGAUUACGGAUCGAGGAAGGUGUUGUACAACAGCAACUUCGACCUGUAUCAAGCUCCGUCGGCAAACUGGAGGGACUCCCUCACCUGCGUCUUGGCUCCUCGUAGUCCGGAUCCUCAGGAAUUGCCUGCUGUCUGUCGAGACGUAAUAAUUGAGUACAAGGACAGAAUUCUAGAAUUGGCAGCUACGAUAUUCGAAUUGCUGUCCGAAGCUCUUGGCCUAAACCCUAGCUACCUGAAAAACAUCCACUGUGGGGAGGGACUCUUCUUCAUCGGCCAUUACUACCCAGCAUGUCCAGAACCAGACUUAACCCUUGGGACUAGUGAUCAUACUGAUAGCAGUUUUAUCACCAUUCUUCUCCAAGACCAAAUUGGUGGCCUCCAGGUCUGCCAUCAGAACCAAUGGAUCGACGUUACCCCAAUUCCCGGAGCCCUCGUAAUAAACUUGGGAGACAUGAUGCAGCUGAUCUCGAACGAUAAGUUCAUUAGUGUCAGUCACAGAGUUCUAGCCAAGAACAUUGGGCCAAGAAUUUCAGUGGCGUGUUUUGUCAGGCAGCAUCUCCCUCCAGAGAAUACUUCAAGGUUGUAUGGCCCUAUUAAGGAGCUGCUAUCAGAAGAAAAUCCCCCAAUUUAUCGGGAAAUUACGGUGAAGGACUUAGUCACUCGUUACUUCGCAAAAGGACUUGACGGGGUAUCUGCACUGGAACAUUUCAAGCAAUGAAUUAUGUUGGACAUGCGAGUUCGAUGAUUUUCACUAUUGAAUGAUGGUUGUACACAUUUGAUCUGUGUAGUUUCUCACUGCAUUAACCCCCGGCAAAGCAUCUGGAUAAUGCUUAGACGGAAUAGGGUAUAUGUUUGUAAUGCCUGGCAACCUCGUGCUUAUGUUCCUAUGUGCAUUAGGAAGAGGCUUUCUACUUUUGAAGUAAAAAUUGUUGCGAAA